This is a messenger RNA of Molossus molossus (Pallas's mastiff bat), 495 nucleotides long. RefSeq names its product C-C motif chemokine 21-like. Lineage: Eukaryota; Metazoa; Chordata; Mammalia; Chiroptera; Molossidae. The record is from RefSeq and is a predicted model, not a curated record. Gene Ontology annotation, biological process: chemokine-mediated signaling pathway; neutrophil chemotaxis; cellular response to tumor necrosis factor. Gene Ontology annotation, molecular function: chemokine activity; CCR chemokine receptor binding. The transcript is spliced from 4 exons. Bases 61 to 495 code for a protein of 144 amino acids. Gene Ontology annotation, cellular component: extracellular region.
CAACUUGCAGCGUCCACCUCACCCACAGCUCUGGCCUCAUACUCACUCUCUACGACAGCCAUGGCUCAGUCACUGGCUCUGAGCCUCCUUUUCCUGGUCCUGGCCUUCUGCAUCCCCUGGACCCAAGGCAGUGAUGGAGGGGCACAGGACUGUUGCCUCAAGUACAGUGGAAAGAAGAUACCCACCAAGGUUGUUCGCAGCUACAAGAAGCAGGAACCAAGCUUGGGCUGCCCCAUCCCAGCUAUCCUGUUCUCACCUCGGAAGCGCUCUCAGCCAGAACUCUGUGCAGACCCUAAGGAGGACUGGGUGCAGCAGCUGAUGCAGCAUCUGGACACAAUACCAGCCUCACAGAAACCAGCCUCACAGAAACCAGCCCCACAGAAACCAACCCCACGGAAAACAGUCCCACGGAAACCAGCCCCACGCUGUAAGAAGGGAAAGAACUCCAAAGGCUGUAAGAGGACUGAACAGCCACAGACCACAAAAAAGCCAUAG